This is a messenger RNA of Pochonia chlamydosporia 170, 4488 nucleotides long. RefSeq names its product C2 domain-containing protein. The coding region runs from base 1 to 4488 and encodes 1495 amino acids. Lineage: Eukaryota; Fungi; Ascomycota; Sordariomycetes; Hypocreales; Clavicipitaceae. The record is from RefSeq and is a predicted model, not a curated record. The transcript has 4 exons. Gene Ontology annotation, molecular function: lipid binding.
AUGUCCGCCUUGCAGGAGCGCGAGCUCAAGCAGGAGGGCGCUAUUGAGGCCGCCGAAGAGAACAUGAUAAGUGCUGAUGAUGCCGAGAAGGAGAUGGUCGAGCAGUCCAGGAACGCUGGCAUUCCUGCAUUUAAAUUCGAUCCAGAUGCGACUCCGGAGCAGAAACGAGCUCAAGCUCAGGCUGCCAUCCCCCCAGAACUUCAAAGAAGCAGACGUCCCAAAGGUGCUGCAAUCAUCACGGAUGUCGACGAUGGUACUGGACCUGACGAAGAAUUGCCCGACGUUGGCACAGCUGGUGUUCUUGACGUCGCCAAAGAUGCGGAUGGUAACCAGGACGUGACGGGCAUGGAUCCCGGUUCCCAAGAAGCUCCGUAUUCCCGCACCGGUUGGGCUCCAAAAUUUGGAUGGGGUGACGGCGCGAUUAACUCGGAGAGUCUCCUGGAUCAUUCAACUUGGCUGGAGGGAAGACUACCACACAGCCUUUAUGGAGACUGGUACCACAACACCGCACUGAUUAUCUUCGCUUGUAUUUCCUCGUGGCUUGUCGCUGUUUUUGGUGGUGGUCUGGCUUGGGUUAUGAUUAUUAUGGCUAUCUGCGCAACAUACUACCGAACCUCGCUGCGACGAGUCCGCCGCAACUUCCGCGAUGACAUCACCCGAGAACUUGCCAUAAAGAAACUGGAGAACGAUCACGAGUCGCUGGAGUGGAUCAACUCUUUCAUGGUCAAGUUCUGGCCCAUCUACCAGCCCGUCCUGGCACAAACCAUUGUCAACUCCGUUGAUCAAGUUCUCAGCUCUGCGACCCCAGCUUUCCUCGACAGCUUGAAGCUCAAGACCUUCACCCUCGGCUCUAAGCCUCCCCGCAUGGAGCAUGUCAAAACGUACCCCAAGACCGAGGACGACAUCGUCAUCAUGGAUUGGAAAUUCAGCUUUACUCCCAAUGACACCGCCGAUAUGACGGCUCGUCAGGUUAAGAACAAGAUCAAUCCCAAGGUCGUGCUCGAAAUAAGAAUCGGCAAGGCCAUGAUCAGCAAGGGUCUAGACGUUAUCGUUGAAGACAUGUCCUUUUCUGGCCUCAUGCGACUCAAGAUCAAGCUCCAGAUUCCAUUCCCGCAUGUGGACAGAGUCGAAAUGUGUUUCCUCGAACGCCCGACGAUUGAUUACGUUUGCAAACCUCUUGGUGGUGACAGCUUCGGUUUCGAUAUCAACUUCAUCCCUGGACUUGAGAGCUUCAUCCUGGAACAGAUUCAUGGUAAUUUGGCACCAAUGAUGUAUUCACCCAACGUCUUCCCUAUCGAGAUUGCAAAGAUGCUUGCGGGUACACCGGUUGAUCAAGCUGUGGGUGUUCUCGCCCUCACCUUGCAUGGCGCACAGGGCCUCAAGAAUACCGACAAUUUCGCCGGAACAGUGGAUCCAUAUGCUUCCAUCAGCUUCAGUCGUCGGCAGGAACUUGCUCGAACAAAGACUAUUGAGGACAAUGCGAACCCAAGAUGGAAUGAGACUCACUAUCUCAUUGUUACAUCCUUUAAUGACACACUCGAUAUCCAGGUAUUUGACAAGAACGACUUCAGAAAGUCCAAAGAACUUGGUGUUGCCACAUUCCGCCUGGAAGAUCUUGAAGAACUCAAUGUUCAUGAGAAUGAGCGACUUGAAGUCAUUGGUGACGGGAAAGCUCGCGGUGUCGUCUCAUGCGAUCUGCGAUUCUUCCCAGUCCUUGAAAGUCAGACUCUGCCUGAUGGAAAGGUCGAGCCGCCCCCAGAGUCUAACCAAGGCAUUCUCCGUUUCACUGUUGAGCAAGCUAAGGAUUUGGACGGUACCAAGAGCUUGGUCGGUCUUCUUAACCCAUACGCAGCCUUGUUCCUCAAUGGAAAGACUGUUCAUCGAACGAAGAUACUCAAACGCACCAAUAACCCCAUUUGGGACAAUGGCUCCAAGGAAAUUCUCAUCACGGACCGACGCAAGGCUAAGCUGGGCGUCACUAUCAAGGAUGAUCGGGGUCUCAUUAGUGAUCCUGACCUUGGAAAGUACCAGAUCAAACUCGAUGAAAUGCUGGAGUGUAUGGCACAAGGCAAAGAAUGGUAUCAGCUGUCCGGAACACAAUCUGGCCGUGUGAAAAUGAUGGCUCAGUGGCGCCCAGUUGCCAUCUCAGGCGUCAUUGGCACGGGUGGUUACUCAACCCCCAUUGGUGUCAUGCGAAUGCACUUCCAAAAGGCUACCGAUUUAAGAAACUUUGAGUCAUUUGGCAAAUCAGACCCAUAUGUUCGUGUUUUACUCUCGGGUAUUGACAAGGCAAGAACUGUGACGUUCAGAAACGACCUAAACCCCGAGUGGGACGAGGUUCUCUACGUCCCUAUCCAUUCGCCUCGCGACCGGCUCACUCUGGAAGUGAUGGAUGCAGAGAAGAUGGGCAAGGACCGCAGCCUUGGCUUAGUGGAACUCUUUGCUGGUGACUUUGUUCACCAAGAGGAGAAUGGUGAAUACAUGGUUCACGACAAGAAGACACUUCGCAACGAAGGGCUGCGAUUACACGGCAAGGGCAUCGUCAAGGGUACACUUACAUACACAGCGGCUUUCUAUCCCUGUCUCAACGUUGCGGAUCCUGAAGAAGAGGAGGAGGAGGCCGAGGAAGCACAGAAAUCCGAGAUGGCUAAUGGCAAAGUUGCUGACGACAAGUCUGGGGACAAAUCUGGAGAAACGCCGCGGCCGUCCGUUGAUCGCAACUCCAACGCUGGCAAGUUUAGGGCCAGCUUGGACAAACCACGACCGAGUUCAGAGAAGAGUAAAUCCAACGGAAGCAGCGACAAGACCGACUCUGAAACCGCGGGCCGGCCGUCGGCGGAGAGUACUGGUCCCCCAAAGAUUCGUCUCAGCCCUGAAGAGCUUCUCAAGCAUGAAAGCGGUCUCCUCAUCUUCCGUCUCCUGGAAGCUGAAUUGCCUGACAACAAUAGCCGUCUCGAAAUCUGGGUAGACGACAUGGCCUAUCCCUCUUACAUUUCAUCAACUGCGCCAACCAGGACACACAAGUUUGAUGAAAUUGGCGACUGCGUUAUCCGUGAACUCGACUUCUCACGCCUCACCUUGAAGGCUCGCAAGAAGGGUGACGACAAGGACCAGACUUUGGCACAGCUUACUGGAAACACUAUGGAAACGCUCAAACAGUGCUUGAACAACCCAACAAUGCUCAAACUCCGAACCGAUGAAGGCAAAGGCGGCUGGGUCAAGGUCAGCCUCAAGUACAUCCCAAUCAAGAUGGAGCUAGAUGCCAGCGAGAGCAUCAACAACAUGGGUAAACUUCGUGUGGACGUCCUGGAUGCUGCAGAGCUGCCAUCAGCCGAUCGAAACGGAAAGAGCGAUCCCUACUGCAAGUUUGAGCUCAAUGGCGAAGAGGUGUACAAGACGAAAGUCAUCAAGAAGACACUCAGCCCGACUUGGAAUGAGUACUUUGAAAUUGCGGUGCCCUCGCGAACAGCAGCCAAGUUCAAUGUCAACGUGUAUGACUAUGAUUUCGCCGACAAGCCAGACUUCUUGGGGGGGGCUGUAAUCAACCUGGACUCUUUAGAGCCGUUCAAAGCCAGUGAAUCUAGGUAUAUGCUCGAUGGAAAGUCGGGAACCGUUCGCCUACGAUUACUAUUCCGGCCAGAUUACGUCACAAGGAGUAUCCAUGGGACAUCUACCUUCUCCGGUCUGGGAGCCCCCACCAGAAUUGUUACUGGCGUUGCUGGAGCUCCCAUCAAGGGAGGUGCCGCUGUCGCUGGUGUUGUCGGCCACGGCGUUGGGAGAGGCGCGUCCUUCUUGAAGCGAGGCAUCCUUGGCGGAAAGAAGGAGAAAGAAAACGGAACCGUGCCAGAGCAUCCAGACAUCCCGAUUGUCACUACCACGCCAAGCGAAGGCGGCCCCGGGGGGGAGCCUGGCUUGAGAAAAGCCACUGGUCUUUCCGAGUCCCCAGAUGCUUCUCAGAAUAUAACCACAUCGCAGACAAGCUCCCCCAGCCACACCCGAACGAAGAGCGUUGCCACUUCGAUCCAUAGUACUGCGGCGGGUGGCGGCCCCAAGGGUACAGCUACCUUUACGAUUGUGGGUGCUUCAGGCUAUCCUUUGUCAACAGAUCUUUUCAUUUUGGUGUCUAUGCUUUCACCAAAGGAGAAGAUCGUUGGCAAAACCAAGCACUUCAAGGCGUCGAAUGGAAAAUGGAACUUUGAGGAGACGUUCAAGGUCUCCUGCAAUGCCGAUGCGCAAUUCAAGAUUGAAGCCAAGGGAGAUCACUUCAUCGGUAGCAGUGACGAACUUGGAGAGCACAUCUACUUUGUGGACGAGAGCGGAUCUAAUGCCGCAAAGGAACUUACUGUGGGCGAUGGUACAGUCACGCUCAAGAGCAGCUUCCAACCUGCGGAGAUGGACGCACCCGAUACACCAAAAUCUCACCUGCGGCGCAGUUUCUUAAGCAAACGUGAGCCCCGAGGCAGCCGGGAAACAACACCUAACCCUUAG